Molecule: messenger RNA, 3486 nt
Organism: Pseudophryne corroboree (corroboree frog)
Lineage: Eukaryota; Metazoa; Chordata; Amphibia; Anura; Myobatrachidae
Gene: ZCCHC2
Product: zinc finger CCHC-type containing 2
Exons: 14
Coding region: 224-3448 (1074 amino acids)
Molecular function (GO): phosphatidylinositol binding; zinc ion binding; nucleic acid binding
Source: RefSeq, a predicted model, not a curated record
CCCCGGCGCUGACGCCACAAUGCUGCUGCUACGUCACAGUUCGGGCUGUGGAACCCGGGGAGAGAGAACGAGCGUUCUGGAAGUCGGCGCUAGGCCAGCCCCUCACACGCCCAGCAGCGCCCGCCGCCACACAGCAGUAGCAGCCUAGCUGGCGGAGCGGGCAUGGGAACGUCGCUCCUUGCGUGACUGAGCUUUCGGUGCUGGCCGGCCGUACGCGCCGAUAAUGCUGAAGAUGAAGCUGCCGCAGAGGAGCAGCCAGCACAGGGCAUCGGACGAGGAGGAGGACGAAGAGGAAGAGCGGGUAUCUAGUCGCCCCUGCCCCCGUCACGAUUGCCCCUCAGCAGCAACAGCUACGACCACCUCGGCGAAGAGUGUACCCGGGCCGGGCUCCCUGCAGCGUGAGGCCGUGUACGAGUGGUUCGUGCGCUCGCUGGGCCCGGCGCAGAGACUGGAGUUCGCCUGCGGGUUGCUGGAUCUGUGUAACCCGCUGGAGCUGCGCUUCCUGGGCUCCUGCCUGGAGGACUUAGCCCGCAAGGACUGCCACUACCUGAGGGAGAAUGAGACCCGGGCCAACGGGCUGGGCGGGGAAGCGGGCUCCGGCCUGCAGCAGCUACUGGGGGACCUGUGUGACCCGAUCUCCCGCUCCAAGCUCAUCAUCUACCUGGCGCUUCUCGGCUCCGAGAACCGGGAGGUCGCCGGCCGCCUGUACCGCCUCCUGCUGCUGCCAGCCGUGGGCACGGAGGGACUGCGGGGGGCCUGGGAGCAGGAGGACCGGGAUCCCGGGGAGGAAUUGCUGCUGCUCUACACCAUGGCAUCGCUGCACCCGGCCUUCUCCUUCCACCAGAGGGUCACCCUGCGAGAGCGCCUGGAGCGGCUCGGGGAGGCCAUGUGCAGGAAGAGCCGGACGGAGGAGAAUAUACGUGAAUAUUUGCCAAGAGGCGAUAAACACAUGGAUGGCAGUAGAGGUGCUCACAAUGGCGUCAGUGCAACAACUCAUAAUCUUCAACAAGAAGCUGUACAUAUUGAGAGCAUAAAUAUUAAACAUGUUCAAAGAAGAAGAGCAGACAAGAAUUCAGACUACACUUUUGAGGUGAACUGGUCUGAUAACUCCCGAACAUCUGUGACGAAAUCGUAUCGGGAGCUGGUGGAAUUUCUGUUAACGCUUCCAAAGGAGCUGUCCAAUGAAAAUAUUGAUAAAACCAUAUUAGAUGCCUUACAUCUAGGGAAUAAGAGAGAGGAGCUUCAGUACCCAGACUUGGAGCCUAUAGUAAAGCAAAUCUUUUCAUCUCCGUCCCAGGAUCUCCUUAAAAAUCGCAGAGUGUACAAAUUCUUCCAGAAUAUCCCAAAAGAAUCUGGUCACACCAAUACAGGUUAUUUGCACUCUGGUCCGCAGUAUUGUAAAAGCCAAGAAGACAGCUCUGAGACUUCCAGUCAAGAGGAGGAUGUUAUGCACCAUAUGACAGUCCACAAGAAACCUGCUGGGAAAUGUCCAGUUACAAAUUUUGUUGCUAUGAAGAGUUCCCCCAGUGAUGGGACCAAUGUGUCACAUAACGAACAAAAUGGAACAAAUUGGAGGAAGAAAGACACCACUGAGUCUUCACAUUCUCAGCACUACAUAAAUGUAGGGCACCAGCAGCAUUUGUCGGAUAAACGGAGCUUACACCAAACGGGACGAGAGACUGCAGAAAGAAAUCAUUUUCCAAAGGCUGAUGGUCGGUCAAUGUACAAAGCAAUCAGGGUGAAACCAUCUCAAACUUCGAAGACCUCUACUGUGAAGGAUCCAACAUUGGAAGUUGGGUCUGGGCAUGAAACUUGUGGAGAAACCUCUUCGGAGAGUUACAGUUCCCCACCUAGCCCCCGCCAUAACAGGAGAGAAAGCUUUGAGAGUGAAGAAGAGAAGGAUGGAGAUACCGACAGUAAUUCUGAGGACUCCACCAAACCUGUUCCUGGAUUCACAACGUUCAGUGCAGUUAAGCCACCGAUUACUAAGUUGUCUAAUCACCUUGGCAACAAUGAAGAAAGUACUCUUGAGGAGGCUUUGGACAAUGUCAACUUCCCCCACUUUCCUAUUGUACCUACAUUGCACUGUGUGAUGCCAAGUGGCACAGAGAAAUUGGAACCCACGCUUCCACCAUCCCUUCCCACAGAAGGAAAGGCUGUGGGUAUGCUUGUUGCCCCAGUUUCCAUGUCUCCUUUGAGGGAAGGAUUUCAUCACAGUUCUCCUGGAAUUGGUGUUCCACCUGUAGCCUCUACUUUAGGAGAAUCUGAAAAGUGUAUUGAAAUACUGACUUCCUCUCUGCCUGUCCCUUCCCCAUUUCUUCCUCGUCAUUGUCAGCCCAGCAACCCUGCUCUGCCAAUUCAAAGGCUAAAAAUACCUACUCAGGGGCCAGCAGAGACAUGUACUGUUAACGGAUCAACACAGACUAGUUUGGGCUUAGGGUCUGCAAAUGCCGGCUUCUUUUCGUUUUACAGCCCUGGUCGGUUUACAGCCUCUCCUGUAACUGCUUCAGACCCACUGACUAAGCCUAUUUCACAAGUAGUAAGUCUUAAUCAGGUAGUGCCUCACCUGGAUGGGAAUGCCGGAGCUAUGCCUCCAACUACGAACCUGAAAUUGGUUUUUCCAGCCACUAAUUUGCCCUCUGCACCUUCAUCUGUCCCAUACCCAAUGUCUGGACCCUCACUUGCAAGUGGUGUCUUGCCUACCCCAAAUGCUAAUGUGCUGAAUACUGCUGCUACUCAGCCAGCUAAUAGUGGUGUAGGUCAGUUGCAACCCACCAUCCCUCCUACUGUUCCCACCCAUUGUACUGGGCCAGCUCCCAGCCCAAGCCCUGCUUUGACCCACAGUACAGCACAGAGCGAUAGCACUUCCUUUAUGAGUGCUGCAAUUAGUAAUGCUAGCACAAAUGGGACACUCCUACAACCUCAACAAAUGGGAUCAGGAGCAUGUGGGUCUUGUGGACGUCGAUGCAGCUGUGGAAAUAGUGGAGGAGUACCUGUGGGCAGUUAUUACUAUCCUAACCCAAUCACUGGACAGAUGUAUACAAGAGUUCCUCCCUUUAUUAUCCCAUCAAUUUGCAAUAACACCUACCUCAGCCAAGCACACCAGAGCAAUGGAACACAGUUUCCCGUCUUCCUGCAUCAGACUCCGUACACCACUGGUCUAAUGCAUGACCCUGUGCUCGGGGGUCAGGCCAACUAUGGCAUGCAACAGAUGGCAAGUUUUGCUAGGUUGUACCCAGUUUACCCAGCAACUAAUGUAGUAGGCAACACCAACGGAUCAGUGACUAAGAAAAAUGGCAAUAUGUCAUGCUUCAACUGUGGGGUCACUGGUCACUAUGCACAGGACUGUAAACAGCCACCUAUGGAAGCCAAUCAGCAAGGCACUUUCAGGCUGAGGUAUGCACCUCUCUCUAAACCCUCUCAUGAUUCUUUGGAUUCUGCUGACUGACACAAGUCCACAUAAAAAUAAAUAAAUAAACAAAUAAA